This is a messenger RNA of Knipowitschia caucasica, 939 nucleotides long. NCBI's taxonomy places the organism in Eukaryota, Metazoa, Chordata, Actinopteri, Gobiiformes, Gobiidae. The record is from the annotation of a GenBank genome assembly.
AUGAGCAGUGAGGCUGAGACACAGCAGGCACCAGCCCCUGCGGCCGACGAGGAGCGCCCGGCCAGCCCGGCAGCCGCAGCUUCCGCGGGGGAUAAGAAGGUCAUCGCAACGAAAGUCUUGGGUACAGUCAAAUGGUUCAACGUCAGGAAUGGCUAUGGAUUCAUCAACAGAAAUGACACAAAAGAGGAUGUUUUUGUACACCAAACCGCCAUUAAGAAGAACAACCCAAGGAAAUACCUCCGCAGUGUAGGAGAUGGAGAAACGGUGGAAUUUGACGUCGUAGAGGGGGAGAAGGCAACUGAGGCAGCAAAUGUCACUGGCCCUGGAGGUGUUGCGGUCCAGGGAAGCAAGUAUGCUGCUGACAGGAACCGCUACAGGCGCUACCCCAGGAGGAGGGGACCACCACGAGGCGGGGAGUACUCCGAAAACUACCCCAGUGACGGAGAGGGCGAGCCAGGCAACGGAGGAGGCCGUGACAAGAACAGAGAGGCUGGAGAUGUCCAGGAGGGCGAGGGACAGCCACAGCAGCGAAGGCCCGCCUACCCCGGCAGACGGCGCUACCCACCUUACUUUGGAGGUGAAGGGGACGAGAACCAAGGAGGUGGAGAGCAGGGUAACAAACCUGUGAGGAAUAACUACUACAGAGGCGUCCGACCAAGGGGUCCACCCCGUCCCAGACCGGUGCGGGACGGUGAGGAGGACAAGGAAAACCAGGGUGAGGCUGGUGGCGACCCAAAUCGCCAAAGGCGUUAUCGCCGCAAUGUCAACUACCGCCGCAGGCGCCCACAGACUGGAGACAAACCCGGCCAGGAAAAGAAAGAGGCCAAGACAGGAGGGUGGGGCAGAGUAGGAACAUCUUACCCACCGGCACCUACCAUCUUUAACAUCGUCCGGUUUUUUGUCAACAAGAAGAAACAUCAAACAAGAUCUGAGCAAUAA